GGACUUUUUUUAAAAGACAACAAUUUACUAGCCUAACGCACCAUUUUAUAUAUUCCGUUUAGUAAAAUGUUAUUGUCUUUUUAUAAUACUUGGAUUAUUUUUUAAAUUAUUGUCCAGAGAGAACUAAAGGCCAGUUUUUCGCAGUUUAGAAAUUGAAGUUUCGUGUAAAAUCAGGUAGUUUGCCGAGGGUAUACUGACAAGUGUUUCAGUGAUGCAAAGUAGCGGAUAAUUUUAGAAACCAACGGACAUGGAAGAACAAGACAAAAGAUUAGAGUAUUUACAGGUCUUCACGUUAAAGACCCUAAAGCAGAAAGCUGACAAAUGGACGAAGUUUGUAGCCACGGAAGAGAACCGACUGAUUGUUUACAAUUUCUUUGAGAAAGCAGACGUUUUGGUUUUGAUCAUUUCCAUGAAUCAAGCAGCCCAACUAGUAGCUAACCAGGAGUUCCCGCGCUCCUUGAAAAACAAGGCUGUUUAUUUUAUCAAGAAGAACAAGGAAGUGAUCACGAAAGACAGCGUUAAAAACCUCCUCGUUGGAGACGUCGCCUUCUCGCCCGUAGACGAGCUAAUCACCGUGGUGGAAGAGGUGGUUUAUUCAUUGCACACCAACAGUGAUAAUAUGCGAGGCUGGCCGCGAGUGGUGGCAGACGAUGUAUGCAGACGUGCUCACAAGUUGAAGAAUGAAAUGUGUGUUGUUGGAGGGCAAGUUAAAGGCAAAACACACCUUCCUUUGCCCGAAAAUGCUGACAAGUUAGUGGACCCCGAGGGCCGCAGAUUCCCCCCUCCUAUUGACGGCAAGCUAAUGCAUGCCUUUGAAACGGUAAUAAUAGAGUGGACUCACCAGAUUAAAGAUGUUUUGAGUAAGGACUCUGCACAGCCGAUUUUGGAUGGGCUAAACCCUCUGCCUAAAGUGGAGAUUGAUUUCUGGAACUGCAGGCUAAGGAAUCUUGAUUACAUUUAUGAACAGCUGUUGAAUCCACAAGUACGCAAAAUAGCUGAGAUAGUGGAAAGGGCAGCCAGCAGCUACUGGCCAGCUUUGAAGAGCAUUUACAGGGAUGUUAAUGAAGGAUUGAAAGAGGCCAAGGAUAUUGUUCUCUACCUGAAACCCUUGCACAAGGUAUUGGAGGAAGUGGAGCAAGUGGACUAUUCAUUGUUGCCUUCCUAUGUUGGAGCAGUGAUGCACACAGUUUGUUUGAUUUGGGCAAACUCAGAGUACUACUGUCAUCCUGAGAGAAUUAUUGUCAUUCUGCAAGAGAUCUGCAACCUAUUUAUUGAAUUGACCAGAGGUUUUUUAGGGCCAGAUGAGGUGCUGAAGGGGCUGCAAGGAGAAACAGACGAAGUACAUGCAAAAAUAAAACUGAGUGCUCUCACAUUGGAGACUCUCAGGGAAUCGUACGGUCAGUGCAGGUCAAAGAUGGAUGGUUUUUUCAAGGAUAAAAAGACAAAGCACUGGGAAUUCCCCACGUACCUUGUUUUCUCAAGGCUUGAUGCAUUUCUACAGCGCUUACAGACCAUUGAGGCACUGUAUCACAUCUCGGUGGAGUUUCUGAAGCUGGAGAAAGUAGAUAUUCAAGGUGUGAGAGGCAGUGCCCUGGGGACCAUGGUGUUCUCUAUCUAUGAGGAGUUCCUGGAGCUGAUCAAAGUGUUUGCAGAGUGCAAAUAUGACACCCUGGACCCCGAUGACAAAACAUUUGAUGAAAGCUUUGCCAAUUUCCGGGAUCAAAUUCAGGAUUAUGACAGAAGGCUGGGAACUGUGCUUAGUCAGGCAUUUGAUGACUGUUCAUCUAUUGAAUCUACUGUAAAACUUUUUGACAUGUUUGGUUUCCUUUUGGAGCGUCCUGACAUAAAAUCACAGAUGUCUUUGAAAUACAAAGACUUGGUUGAGAUGUUUAACAUUGAGUUAGACAGAGCAAAGCUGGUGUAUGAUGCUCAGAUGGCAACUAUGAAAGCAAGUGGAGAUGUUCCACCCAUCAAUAAAAACCUGCCCCACAUAGCCGGUCAGCUGAAAUGGGCACAAGAGCUGCGAGACAGGAUCCAGACGCCCAUGAAAAGCUUCAAAGCUAUAAAUCACCCCUGCAUGUUAACGGAUGAAGCCAGGAUGGUUUUCUACAAAUACGAUGAAAUGUUGAACUUACUCCAGAAUUAUCGUAUGCUUGUAUAUAAUGGAUGGACCAAAAGAGUAGACACAGACUGCCAUUUCAACCUAGACCAGCCCCUGAUCUUGCGCAACCCAAAGACUAAUUUCUUAAGAGUUAACUUUAACAAACAGUUGGUUGCAGUUCUCCGUGAGGUGAAGUACCUGACUAUUCUGGGUCAAGAAAAUAUCCCACUAAGUGCUGGAGAUGUUUUUGCCAAAAAUGAAACCUUUCGAAUGUAUGUUGGCAAUCUGGAUCUGAUUGUAUCCUGGUACAAUAAGAUUAGGUCAACAGUUCUUGCAGUUGAAGUUCCUCUUAUUAAGAGUGAACUUAAAGCUAUAGAUGAAAAGUUGGAGAAAGGUGAAAGUACACUGCACUGGAAUAGUGAGGGUGUAUGGGAAUAUAUACAGAUGAUGCGAGAUUUACUCAGUGACUUUGAAACAAGAAUAGAUAAGACCAAAUCCAAUGUUGAAGCCAUUUUAUUAAUAAUGGAGGAGUGGUCAGUUUCUCCUAUGUUUGAGAGAAAGGACAAUAAAAAGGAAUCUCUUCUUGAUCUCGAUGGAAGAGUAAAUGCAUUAAACAAGAAAUAUGCAGCCAUCAGAGAAUCUGGAGAAAAAAUUCAUGCAUUACUUGAGGAGAAUAAGAAAUUGUUUAGAGCAACUGAUGACACACCAGUGUGGAAGGCAUAUGUAGAAUACACGGAUAAUAUGGUUUUGGAUGGAUUCUUUAAAGUUAUUCAUGUAUCCAUGCAGUUCCUUUCCAACAACAUGUAUGCUGAGGUCAGUGCUGGUCCUCUUUUCGAAGUACGUUUUGAACUGGAAGACUGCGACACUGUUUUCUAUCCAUCUCUUGCAUAUGGGAUUUCAGAUGGUUUCUAUGAUUUAGUUGAAAGUUUAAUAAAUGAUGUUUAUAAAGCUGCACAGCUGGUUCCACGGCUUUCUCAAGAUCACCAUCUGAGCUACCAGAGUGACUUGGAAGAGAUGGUAGAGCUGUCAGAGUUAAGAGAUAGCAUUUUGACCCAUGUUGCUAAUGCAAUGAAGGAGGCCCAGGAUUACCAAGAAUUGCUUGAUAAAUACUCCUACCUGUGGGAGGAUGACCGCGAUGAGUUCAUGGAACAGUUCCUUCUGUAUGGCCAUGUGCUUACGCCUGAAGAAAUAGAAGCACAUGGAGAGGAGAAUGUGCCAAAAAAUCCUCCUACUCUCGUAGAGUACAAAAUACAGAUUGACUUCUAUGAAAACCUCUGUGGUGAAAUAUCCAGACUUGAAAAUUCCAAGGUGUUGGAUGGCUGGCUGCGGAUUGACUGCAGACCUUUUAAACAAGCUCUUUUGAACACCAUCAAACGAUGGAGCCUCAUGUUUAAACAAUACUUAAUUAAACGGGUCACUAACAGUCUGAGUGACCUUGAGUCUUUCAUUAAAGAGGCAAGGGCUGGCCUUACUAAACCAGUGGAAGACGGGGAUUACCAUGGGCUGGUGGAGGUGAUGGGUCAUCUGAUGAGAGUGAAGGACAGGCAGGCGGCUACAGACGGCAUGUUUGAGCCGCUGAAGGAAACCAUCGAAUUCCUGAAGAACUACGGGGUGGAGCUGCCAGAUGAAGUGCACACACAGCUUCAUGAUCUUCCUGAACAUUGGAACAAUAUUAAAAAGACAGUUCUUCAAGUGAAACAGAAUGUUGCACCUUUGCAAGCCAAUGAAGUUACUAUCAUUCGAAGAAAAUGUCAGCAGUUUGAGCUCAAACAGCAUGAAUUCAGAGAGAAGUUCCGUCAAGAGGGCUUCUUUUGCUUUUCUUUUGAAAGGCCACAUGAAGCUUUGAAUGAGAUACACAGACAUAUCUCUUCAUUAGAGAAAGAAAUGGUAUCUCUCUCAAAAUCGGCUAGUUUAUUUGAAGUGAAUGUACCCGAUUAUAAGCAGCUGAAGGCGUGCAGAAAGGAAGUGAUAUUACUGAAAGAGCUUUGGGAUAUGAUCCAUUUGGUGAGAGGCAACAUGGAUGACUGGAAAACCACUCUAUGGAAGGACAUCAAUGUAGAUGAAAUGGACAUGGACACAAAGAAGUAUGCCAAAGAUAUCAAGGGACUGGAUAAGGAAAUGAGAGCCUGGGAUGCUUUCCUGGGGUUGGACAGCAUGGUGAAAAACAUGAUGACAUCUCUCAGAGCGGUGGGAGACCUUCAGAACCCUGCCAUUAGAGACAGACACUGGCUUCAGCUGAUGAUGGCGACCAAGGUUAAAUUUGUGAUGUCAGAUAAGACAACAUUUGAAGAUUUGCUGAAACUUAACCUACACAAUUUUGAGGACGAAGUACGCAAUAUUGUAGAUAAAGCUGUGAAGGAGUCAGGAAUGGAGAAGACAUUGAAAGAGCUUAAUAGCACAUGGAGCACCAUGCAGUUUGAACAUGAAGCCCAUGGAAGAACUGGAACUAUGUUGCUGAAAGUCAGUGAAGAGCUGGUAGAAACCCUGGAGGAUAACCAAGUGCAGCUGCAGACAAUGAUGACCUCCAAGUACAUUGCUCACUUCUUGCAGGAGGUGUCUGACUGGCAGCAGAAGCUGUCCACUGCAGAUGCUGUCAUUUCCAUCUGGUUCCAGGUGCAAAGGACCUGGACACACCUGGAGAGCAUUUUCAUUGGGUCAGAGGACAUUCGGUCACAGCUGCCAGAAGACUCCAAACGAUUUGAUGAGAUUGACACUCUUUUCAAAGAGAUAAUGGCUGAUGCUGUUAAGACACCAAACGUAAUUCAAGCUACUAACAAAGCCGGCCUUUUGAAUAAGCUGGAGCAUCUAGAGAAAAGCUUGUCUAUGUGUGAGAAGGCUUUGGCUGAGUAUUUAGAAACCAAGAGACUUGCCUUCCCCAGAUUCUACUUUGUAUCUUCUGCAGAUCUGCUGGAUAUUUUAUCUAAUGGAAACAAUCCUGUGGAGGUCAGCAAGCAUUUAUCUAAACUGUUUGAUAGCAUGUCCAAACUGGAAUUUCAGCUUGAUGAGAAUAAGAUACCCAUAAAAGUGGGACUAGGAAUGUACAGCAAAGAGAAUGAAUAUGUUAAAUUUGAUAUGGAAUGUGAUUGCUCUGGACAGGUUGAAGCUUGGCUAACUCGGGUGCUAGAAAGAAUGUGUGCUACACUGCGCAGUGAAUUAGGGGAGGCUGUACUGACUUAUGAGGAAAAGCCAAGAGAACAGUGGCUGUUCGACUAUCCUGCACAGGUUGCAUUGUGCACCACACAGGUUUGGUGGGCAACUGAAGUUGGAAUUGCAUUUUCCAGGCUUGAGGAGGGUUAUGAAAAUGCCAUUAAAGACUACUUUAAAAAGCAGGUCACCCAGCUAAACACCCUGAUAACUCUGCUCAUUGGGAACCUCUCAAAAGGCGACAGACAGAAGAUCAUGACUAUUUGUACGAUAGAUGUACAUGCUCGCGAUGUUGUGGGAAAACUUGUUUCUGGCAAGGUUGAAAGCGCUCAGGCAUUUACCUGGCAGUCCCAGCUGAGGCACCGCUGGGAUGAUGAGAAGAAGCAUUGCUUUGCUAACAUCUGUGACGCCCAGUUCAGAUACUCGUACGAGUAUCUGGGGAACACCCCUCGCCUUGUCAUUACUCCCCUAACAGACAGGUGCUAUAUUACCCUCACUCAGUCUCUCCAUCUGAUCAUGGGCGGAGCACCAGCAGGCCCUGCAGGGACUGGGAAAACUGAGACCACAAAGGAUCUGGGAAGAGCUUUGGGGAUUAUGGUAUAUGUAUUCAACUGUUCUGAGCAAAUGGACUACAAGUCCUGUGGUGAUAUUUACAAAGGAUUAGCACAAACUGGAGCAUGGGGCUGUUUUGAUGAGUUCAACAGAAUAUGUGUGGAAGUACUGUCUGUUAUUGCAGUUCAGGUAAAGUGUGUCCAGGAUGGCAUUCGAUACAAGAGGACAACUUUUAAUUUUCUGGGGGAAAUCAUUAACCUAAUACCCACUGUUGGAGUUUUCAUAACAAUGAACCCAGGAUAUGCAGGGCGAGCUGAGCUGCCUGAGAAUUUAAAAGCACUGUUUAGACCCUGUGCAAUGGUGGUCCCUGACUUUGAGCUAAUUUGUGAAAUUAUGUUGGUAGCAGAAGGUUUUAUUGAUGCUAGAAUACUGGCUAGAAAAUUUAUUACCUUGUACACUCUGUGCAAAGAACUUCUUUCAAAACAGGAUCACUAUGACUGGGGGUUGCGUGCCAUCAAAUCUGUGCUUGUAGUAGCAGGAUCUUUAAAGAGAGGGGAUCCAGGUCGACCAGAAGACCAAGUACUAAUGAGGGCCUUGAGAGAUUUCAAUAUACCAAAGAUUGUGACGGAUGACAUGCCAGUCUUCAUGGGGUUGAUUGGAGAUCUCUUCCCAGCACUGGAUGUGCCAAGAAAGAGAGACUUCGAAUUUGAAAAAGUUGUGAAGCAGUCUGUGUUAGACAUGAAGCUACAGGCAGAGGACAGCUUUGUUCUGAAAGUGGUUCAGUUGGAAGAGCUGCUUGCAGUGAGGCAUUCAGUUUUUAUCAUUGGGAAUGCUGGCACGGGCAAAUCUCAGGUGCUUAAAUCCCUAAACAAGACCUAUCAAAACAUGAAGAGAAGACCUGUAGCUGUAGACCUGGAUCCAAAAGCUGUUACCUGUGAUGAGCUGUUUGGAAUUAUCAACCCUGCCACUAGAGAAUGGAAGGAUGGUCUUUUUUCCUGCAUAAUGAGGGACUUGGCCAAUAUUACUCACAGUGGACCAAAAUGGAUAGUCCUGGAUGGUGAUAUAGACCCAAUGUGGAUUGAAUCUCUUAAUACGGUUAUGGAUGACAAUAAGGUUUUGACUUUAGCUAGCAAUGAGCGAAUCCCCCUGAACCCUACCAUGCGUCUUGUGUUUGAGAUCAGCCAUCUGAGAACAGCCACCCCAGCCACAGUGUCCAGAGCGGGAAUUCUCUACAUCAACCCCGCAGACCUGGGCUGGAACCCAGUUGUAACUAGCUGGAUUGAGAAGCGGGAGGUCCAAUCUGAGAAGGCAAACUUAAUGAUUUUGUUUGACAAGUAUUUGCCUGCCUGCCUAGAAAAACUCAAAUUUGGGUUUAAGAAGAUAACCCCAGUUCCCGAGAUCACUAUGGUUCAGACUGUGCUAUACUUCAUGGAGUGUCUUCUGAUACCAGACAAUGCUCCACCUGACUCCAGUAAAGAGCUUUACGAGCUCUACUUUGUAUUUGCCUGCAUUUGGGCUUUUGGAGGUGCAAUGUUUCAGGACCAGUUGAUUGACUAUCGAGUGGAAUUAAGCAAGUGGUGGGUGAAUGAAUUUAAAACUAUAAAGUUUCCAUCUCAGGGAACAGUGUUUGACUACUAUAUUGAUUCUGAGUCAAAGAAGUUCAUGCCUUGGACAGAAAAAGUUCCUGUAUUUCAGCUGGAUCCUGACUUGCCUUUGCAGGCCUCUCUUGUGCACACCUCAGAAACCAUUCGCAUCAGGUACUUCAUGGACAUGAUGAUGGAGAAAAAGCGACCUGUGAUGUUGGUGGGAAAUGCAGGAAGUGGAAAGUCAGUGCUGAUGGGAGAGAAGCUGAGGGGUCUUAACACAGAUAACUAUGUGGUGCAGUCUGUCCCUUUUAAUUUCUAUACCACAUCUGCCAUGUUACAGGCAAUUCUUGAGAAACCACUUGAGAAGAAAGCAGGUAGAAACUAUGGUCCUCCAGGAAGAAAAAAUCUGAUCUAUUUCAUUGAUGAUAUGAACAUGCCUGAAGUGGACAAAUAUGGGACUGUUGCUCCUCACACACUCAUCCGCCAGCACAUGGACCAUGGGCACUGGUAUGACCGACAAAAACUCACACUGAAGGACAUUCACAACUGCCAGUAUGUAGCCUGUAUGAAUCCUACUUCUGGUAGUUUCACUAUCGAUCCUAGACUCCAGAGACACUUCUGUGUAUUUGCUGUGAGCUUUCCUGGACAGGAUUCAUUGCAUAGCAUCUAUAACAGCAUUCUCUCUCAGCAUUUAGAAAUGAACAACUUUCCACCAGCACUUAAAAAAUUCUCAACAACACUGGUCUCAGGUGCUCUUGCUUUUCAUCAGAAGAUUUCUACUUCCUUCCUGCCAACUGCUAUAAAGUUUCAUUAUGUAUUUAAUCUGAGAGACCUUUCAAAUAUAUUUCAGGGUUUGCUGUUUUCAACAGUAGAUUGUGUGAAAGCCCCCCCUGAACAUGUUAGAUUGUGGUUACAUGAAACUGACAGAGUUUAUGGUGACAAACUAGUUGACGAGAAAGACAUAGCACAGUUCACAAAGAUUCAGGCAGAAAUCUGUAAGAAGUGCUUUGAGGAUAUGGAUGAAAAUGUACUGUUUGCAAAGCCCGUCCUUUUUUGUCAUUUUGCACAAGGAGUUGGGGAACCUAAAUAUUUACCUAUAGGUGACUGGCCAACUUUAAACAAACUGUUGGUGGAAGCCUUAGACAGCUACAAUGAAGUGAAUGCAGUUAUGAACUUGGUUCUGUUUGAAGAUGCAAUGUCUCACGUCUGCAGAAUAAACCGAAUUUUGGAAUUGCCACGUGGAAAUGCACUGCUAGUUGGAGUGGGAGGCAGUGGAAAGCAGAGUUUAUCUCGACUAGCUGCCAGUAUCAGUAAUUUAGAGGUGUUUCAGAUAUCACUGAGGAAAGGAUAUGCAAUCCCAGACUUGAAGGUGGACCUUGCUGCCCAGUAUAUCAAAGCAGGAGUGAAGAACAUUGGAACAGUUUUCCUGAUGACAGACUCGCAGGUGGCAGAGGAGCAGUUUCUGGUUCUCAUUAAUGAUCUGCUUGCAUCCGGGGAGAUCCCAGGCCUAUUUCAGGAUGAUGAAAUGGAGAAUAUUAUUGGCUCAAUGCGAAAUGAAGUGAAAGGCAUUGGAUUACAAGAUACCAGAGAAAACUGCUGGAAAUUUUUUAUUGAUAGAGUCAGGAAACAGCUGAAGGUCAUUCUGUGUUUUUCCCCUGUUGGCUCUACUUUACGAGUUCGGGCAAGGAAGUUCCCGGCUGUGGUGAACUGCACGUCAAUUGACUGGUUUCACGAAUGGCCUGAGGAAGCUCUGGUGUCAGUUAGCGCCCGAUUUCUCCAGGAAACUGAAGGCAUUGUGCCUGAAGUUAAAACAUCCCUGAGCCAGUUUAUGGCUUUUGUACACAAAACAGUGAUUGAAAUGUCUAAAGCAUACCUCAGAUCAGACAGGCGCUAUAACUAUACAACUCCAAAAACCUUUCUGGAGCAGAUUAAAUUGUAUCAGAAUCUGCUGUCAAUUAAAAGGAGCGAGUUGCUUUCAAAGAUGGAAAGAUUGGAGAAUGGACUGACCAAACUUCAGAGCACAUCUGCACAGGUGGAUGAUUUAAAAGCUAAGUUAGCAGUGCAAGAAGUAGAACUGAAACAAAAAAAUGAGGAUGCAGAUAAACUCAUUGAAGUAGUAGGUAUCGAGACGGAAAAGGUGUCUAAAGAGAAAGGCAUUGCCAAUGAUGAAGAGUUAAAAGUUCAGGUCAUUGCUAAGAAUGUGGGAGAAAAACAAAGGUCUUGUGAGGAAGAUCUUGCCAAAGCAGAGCCAGCUCUCAUAGCUGCACAGGAAGCUCUUAACACACUCAACAAGAAUAACCUGACGGAACUCAAGUCUUUCGGUUCCCCUCCAGAAGCAGUAGUAAAUGUAACAGCAGCUGUAAUGAUCCUAUUGGCUCCUGGAGGAAAAAUCCCAAAGGACAGAAGCUGGAAAGCAGCUAAGAAUACAAUGGCCAAAGUAGAUUCUUUCCUUGAUGGUUUGGUCAACUAUGACAAGGAACACAUCCAUGAAGCAUGUAUUAAAGCUUUUCAGCCUUACAAGAGUGAUUCCAGUUUUGAGCCUGAAUUUAUUCGGUCUAAAUCCAUAGCUGCUGCUGGUCUGUGCUCCUGGUGUAUUAAUAUUGUCAGGUUUUAUGAGGUGUAUUGUGAUGUAGAGCCCAAGAGACAAGCAUUGGCUCAGGCUAAUGCAGAGCUAGCAGCUGCACAGGAGAAACUUUCCAUCAUUAAAGCCAAAAUAACACAAUUAAAUGCGAACUUAGCCAAACUAACAUCAGAGUUUGAGAAAGCUACAGAGGAUAAACUGAAGUGUCAGCAGGAGGCAGAUGCUACCAAUCAAACUAUUUCUCUAGCUAAUAGAUUGGUGGGAGGACUAGCAUCGGAGAAGAUUCGCUGGUCGGAAUCUGUAGCUCUCUUUAAAGAACAGGAGAAAACUCUAAGUGGAGAUGUGAUGCUGAUUUCUGCAUUUGUUUCAUAUGUUGGUUAUUUUACCAAAAGAUACAGGACUGGUUUAAUGGAUAAAUACUGGAUGCCUUAUUUGAAAGAGCUAAAGGUUCCUAUUCCAAUUACUGAAGGCCUGGAUCCUCUUUGCCUGCUGACUGACGAUGCUGAUAUUGCAGCCUGGAGUAAUGAGGGGCUGCCCAGUGACCGUAUGUCCAUUGAAAAUGCCACCAUCCUCUGCAACACUGAGCGCUGGCCUCUGAUUGUGGAUGCACAGCUGCAGGGAAUAAAAUGGAUCAAAAAUAAAUAUGGAAGUGAUCUCAAAGUAAUCCGUUUGGGACAGAAAGGUUACCUCGAUACAAUAGAGAGGGCAGUUUCAAAUGGGGACACUCUGCUAAUUGAAAAUAUCAGCGAAACCGUGGAGCCAGUGUUGGAUCCUCUGCUUGGCAGAAACACCAUAAAAAAGGGAAAAUACAUUCGGAUAGGUGACAAGGAGGUGGAGUAUCAUCCAAGUUUCAGGCUCAUUUUGCAUACAAAGUAUUUCAAUCCUCACUACAAACCAGAGAUGCAAGCCCAGUGCACACUCAUUAACUUCCUGGUGACCAGAGAUGGCUUGGAGGACCAGCUGUUGGCUGCUGUGGUGGCCAAAGAGAGACCUGAUCUGGAGGAACUUAAGGCUGGCCUCACCAAGCAGCAGAAUGACUUUAAGAUCGUGCUGAAGCAGCUGGAGGACUCGCUGCUGGCUCGGCUUUCUGCCGCUUCAGGAAACUUCCUGGGAGAUACUGCUCUCGUGGAGAAUCUAGAGACAACCAAACGCACUGCUACUGAGAUUGAGGAGAAGGUGCGAGAAGCAAAAAUCACUGAAGUUAAAAUCAAUGAAGCAAGAGAAAACUACAGGCCAGCAUCUAUAAGAGCAGCAUUACUGUACUUCAUUCUGAAUGACUUAAAUAAAAUAAACCCCAUCUAUCAGUUCUCUUUAAAGGCAUUCAGUGUAGUGUUUGAGAAGGCUAUCAUGCGCUCAGAGCCAGCUGAAGAGGUGAAACAGAGGGUCGAUAACCUAAUAGAUGAAAUCACCUACUCUGUGUUCAUGUAUACAAACAGAAGUCUGUUUGAAAGGGACAAACUUACCUUCACAGCACAGGUGGCAUUCCAAAUUUUAGUGAUGAAGAAGGAAGUGAAUCCUGCUGAAUUGGAUUUCCUCUUGCGAUUCCCAUUCAAAGCAGGUUUGAUCAGCCCGGUUGAUUUUCUCUCAAACCAAGGAUGGGGUGGGAUUAAGGCUUUGGCUGAAAUGGAUGAGUUUAAAAACCUGGACAGAGACAUUGAAGGUUCAGCAAAAAGAUGGAAGAAAUUUGUGGAGUCAGAGGCACCAGAAAAAGACAAGUUUCCCCAGGAGUGGAAAAAUAAGUCGGGACUCCAGAAACUCUGCAUGAUGAGGUGUAUGAGGCCAGACAGAAUGUCUUAUGCAGUACGGAACUUUGUUGAGGAAAAGCUGGGGACUAAGUAUAUAGAAGGCCGCAGUGUAGAAUUCUCAGUGUCCUAUGAAGAGAGCAGCUCAUCAACCCCAGUGUUCUUUAUCCUUUCACCGGGAGUGGACCCUCUCAAAGAUGUAGAAGCACUGGGUAAAAAGCUGGGCUUCAUGUUUGACAACAACAAGUUUCAUAACGUGUCUCUGGGUCAAGGUCAGGAAGUAGUUGCAGAGAAUGCUCUGGAUAUUGCUGCAAAGGAAGGACACUGGGUAAUUCUGCAGAAUAUCCAUCUUGUGGCAAAAUGGCUGAAUACUUUGGACAAGAAAGUGGAGAUGUUUAGUAUAGGGAGUCAUGAGGACUAUCGGGUAUUCAUGAGCGCAGAGCCUGCUCCUACAACUGACUCGCACAUCAUCCCCCAAGGCCUUCUGGAGAACGCUAUUAAAAUCACCAAUGAGCCUCCCACAGGCAUGCAUGCGAACCUGCACAAAGCCCUGGACUUGUUCAAUCAGGAUACCUUAGAGAUGUGCUCUAAGGAGUCUGAAUUCAAGUGCAUACUUUUUGCCUUGUGUUAUUUUCAUGCUGUGGUUGCUGAGAGGCGCAAGUUUGGUGCUCAGGGCUGGAACAGGUCCUAUCCCUUCAAUAACGGGGACCUCACAAUCUCUGUCAAUGUGCUGUAUAACUAUCUAGAAGCCAAUGCUAAGGUUCCCUGGGAUGAUUUGCGCUACCUUUUUGGAGAGAUCAUGUACGGUGGACACAUCACAGAUGACUGGGACCGGAAGCUCUGCAGAACAUACCUUCAAGAAUAUGUACGUCCUGAAAUGUUGGAUGGAGAACUGCACCUGGCACCUGGAUUCCUCAUACCUCCUAACUCUGACUACAAGGGUUACCAUGGGUAUAUAGAUGAAACGCUACCUGCAGAAAGCCCUUAUCUCUAUGGUUUACAUCCCAAUGCUGAGAUUGGCUUCCUGACCAUCACAUCUGAGAAACUGUUUCGAACAGUGUUAGAGAUGCAGCCCAAGGAAUCAGACGCAGCUGGAGGGGCUGGGGUCUCUCGAGAGGAGAAAGUAAAAGGACUUCUGGAUGAAAUCCUAGAAAAGCUACCAGAUGGAUUUAACAUGAUGGAGAUUAUGGCCAAGGUGGAGGAGAGGACUCCCUAUAUAGUUGUUGCUCUGCAAGAGUGUGAAAGAAUGAACAUAUUGACCAAAGAAAUAAGGAGGUCUUUGAAAGAGCUUGAUUUGGGUUUAAAGGGAGAAUUAACAAUAACAUCAGAUAUGGAGGAGCUCUCCAAUGCCCUGUUUUUAGAUAGUGUUCCGGAGUCUUGGACAAAGCUUGCCUAUCCAUCACUUCACGGACUAGGAGCUUGGUAUGCAGAUCUGUUGCUAAGAAUCAGGGAGCUGGAGUCCUGGACUACAGAUUUCGCCCUUCCCACAGCUGUGUGGCUGGCAGGCUUCUUUAACCCUCAGUCCUUCCUCACUGCCAUCAUGCAGUCCACGGCCAGGAAGAAUGAGUGGCCCCUGGAUAAGAUGUGUCUCUCUGUGGAGGUCACAAAGAAGAACCGCGAGGACAUGACCAGCCCGCCCAGAGAGGGUGCUUACGUGCAUGGUCUCUUCAUGGAGGGAGCUCGCUGGGACACUCAGGCUGGGGUGAUUGCAGAUGCAAGGUUGAAGGAUUUAACCCCUGCCAUGCCAGUGAUCUUCAUUAAAGCCAUUCCCGUGGACAGGCAAGAGACCAAGAACAUCUACGAAUGUCCAGUGUACAAAACUCGCAUCCGCGGACCAACCUUUGUCUGGACAUUCAACCUGAAAACAAAGGAGAAACCAGCUAAAUGGGUACUGGCAGCAGUCUGCCUGCUAUUACAGAUCUAAUCCACAAAUGUGUAAAACAAACACAGAAGGAACAGUUUUUGAAAGUUUAACCAGUUUGCAAAGGAAGUCUUUUUCAGUCUCUGUAUGGUGCACUCUAAAGUACACUAUCAACCAUUCCAAAACUUCUGUUUCUGUUCAGUUACACAUAAAGACUAGAAUAAAAAUGCAAAAAAAGGUUAUUUUUUAUAAAGCAUGAAAAAUUCAGCAAAAAGUGUUUAAGGUCAACCACUUAUGACAUCUCAAUUCAUCUGUUGGGUGUGCAGAGCUCAAAGAUCACAUUUCCUUGAACAAUAUACAGUCAGUAGAACUUAAAAACUAAGGAAAAUGAAUGUUUGGAGGGAUAACAUUGAGAAAGAUGAGAAAAUACAUUAAAGGCACAGGAACAUACAUUGUAAAACCAAAUGAGUUAAGGUUAAGUUAAAAAUAAAACUAUUUUAUUUUAUCCCACUAUUUUACAAAAUAGUGGGAUAAUGUGAAACUGUAGAAAAACUCUUUCGGCAGACAGUGAACAUAUGUCUACAUAGUUCUGGUGAAUUUAACCCAAGAUAACUUUCUGUUACUGUUCCCUUAACAAGUGACUGGUAGUGCUUUCACCAUUUCCCAGAAGUCGUCAAAUAACCACCUCCCCUUCCUUUGCCUUUGUCCUUGUGUAAAAGAAUGUUAGUAUUUCUGCUUAGGACUGUCUGCUUGAACAAUGUUUAUUCCUAAAAAUAUACUUUUUAUUAAACUAUUUUCAUCCCUAAUUUAAUAAUUAUAAACAUCCGCCUUCAAGGAGGGUGUUUUUAAUUCUUAUCCGCACUGGACCUGCAACAGCCAUAGUACUGUUAGUAUAUUAUUUAAUAAUAAUAUUAAACAAUACCUAAUGUAA
Messenger RNA from Lepisosteus oculatus (spotted gar), 14498 nucleotides. Its product is annotated as dynein axonemal heavy chain 17. Gene Ontology annotation, cellular component: dynein complex. Gene Ontology annotation, molecular function: dynein light intermediate chain binding; ATP hydrolysis activity; minus-end-directed microtubule motor activity. NCBI's taxonomy places the organism in Eukaryota, Metazoa, Chordata, Actinopteri, Semionotiformes, Lepisosteidae. Gene Ontology annotation, biological process: microtubule-based movement. The record is from RefSeq and is a predicted model, not a curated record.